UCUAUCAUUGUGACGCGGGUAAAUUCCAGAGAAAAAUGGCUGAAUCAGAUUUUCUAAAUGAGUCAGUUAAAGAUAAGGACGAAUCAGAUCUCAAAGCUUCAACACCUCCAGCGGUCGCGUCUAGCUCUUCCAGCAUUAAACUACGCAAGUCUUCUAACAUUCUUUCGGCGAUAGUGCGAGGAUCGUUGCGGAAAAAACCAAAGGUCGUCAUUUCCGAUGUGUCGGUUCACAAUCUGAGCUGCGUCAGUACUUCUUCGGUGCCAGCUGAACGACCCUCGAAAAGGAAUAUGCGCGAAACGCUGUGGAAUAUCGUCGGACGAGGGACGUCGAUGAGGACCAACAAAAACGUAUCUGAUGACGGGAUAUCUUCUUGGUUUUUUUACAACGUAGGGGAGGAAAAAGCGAGACUUGAACACAAUCUGAGCACGUCUCAGAACCAAACCGUUUUCUACGAACAAAAGUGUAAAUCAUUAGAGGAUGAUCUUAAAGCGAUAAAACGCCAAAUGGAAGAGUUGAAGUCUAAAAACGAACAGGAUAAAUUGACCAUAGCAAAAUUGGAAGAAACCAAACUUUUACGCGGGUUUGGGACCGACCACAUGGCGGAAGAACCACAGGACGAAAAGGCUGAAAUAAAACUCCUACGAUUACGCUGCGCCAUGUUGGAAAGAGAAAAUUCAGAGCUGGGUAAACUGAAAACCGAAAAUCAAAUGUUGGAACGUAAUUUGGAAACGGGCCACCAUCUUGUCACGUCGUUACAAAUCGAACGAUCGAAAUAUCUGGAGGAGAAGAACGUUUUUUUGACCGUCAUCUGCCACUUAAAACGCGAAUUGACUAGAACAAAGAGGUUGAAAGACGACUUAAUGACCGUUACCGAGAAAGCGAGCAAAUUGGGAAUGAUAGCGGAAUUCAACAAGCAGCAGGGGGACAAACUGAAAGAGGAAAUCAUGCACAAGGAGGGCGAGAUCUCCCGACUCAGAGCUAGCGUGCACAAACUGAAUCAGGCCCAGAUUCGUAGCGCGGAAGAGAAACGUUCACUGUGCUCGGAACUGGAUGAGGCCUGCCGCGUCAAAGAACAACUUAGCCAGGUUUUAGACAACGAAGUCAGGAAGUCUGCAGAACUGGAUAGGUCUAAAGGAGAUGCCGUGAAAUCGGCCAACUCGCAAGUCGAAAAAAUCGAAGAAACCCAAAGGAAAGAAAGGGCCACGAUCAGGAUAUUACUAAGGGACCUGAAGAUUUUAGCGGAAGAAAAGGAAGUCCUGGUAAAAGAGAAGAACGAUAUGGGGUCCGAAGUAAAGCAGCGGCCGCUGUCGCGAUUUCUAAUACGUUUGAACUCACUACCGUUUCAGCUUGAAGAAGCUAAGAAAAAAAAUCGAGAACAAGAAGAUAUCAUUGAGAAUCUUAAAUCCGCCCUGAAGCACGGACAAGAGGGUGCCGCUGAGAUGAGGAAAACGUGCGAAACUUUGGACGCUCUCAAAGACCAACUGAAGACGAAGCUAGACCAACAGAUACUUAAAUAUGACAACAACGUUAACCAAUUGGGAAAACUGAUCGAUCAGUUAAGGCAAGAGAAAAAGGAAGCCGAUAAUAAAAUCAAACUGCUUGUCGAGAAAUCACAAGAACUGCAACAGAGCUUAGAAGAGGAAAAGGGUAAAAAUUCAAGAAUUGAAAACUGUGCCAGAGAACACUGCGCAGAAAAAGAAUCAUUAAGUAAAGAAAUUGAACGAUUGACAAAUGAGGCGGAUUAUUUGAACAAACUGAUGGAGAAAGUUGUCGACGAUUUCAAAAACAGCGUGAAAAGUUCCAGAGACAAGGAAGAAAUGUACAAAAGCGAAUUGAAAGAGUCGAGAGCUAUUAUAAACACGUACGCCACGGAGUUGGACAACUUGUAUAGGAUUGUCGCCGAACAGAAAAAGGAAGCUGCGACAUUAAACUCCCUGAAACAAGACGUUGUAUCAAUGGAAACGGAACUAGUUGUGUUGAAACGCGCCAAACGUCAACUGGAAGAAAAGCUAAGCGAUGCAGAAGAAACCCAUAACAAGGAAAUCGACGCAAUGCGGGAUCAUUUAAACGCCGUGUUGAAACAAACGACAAAAGAUUGCGGGUGUUAUAAGGAACACUUGUCGGGUCUUGUUAGAAAAAGUGAGGCUCUCGAGUUCUUCGGAUCGAAGGAAAACGUUGCUUUGACACAAGAGUUGACGCAAAAACGGGAUCAAAUUACUUUUCUCGAACGCGAGCUGAUCGAACGUGAAAGUGUUAUUUCGGAUACCGUCAAGAAAAUGGCUGAUCUUGAAGCCCGCUUGGCAUCCCAGCAAAUUCAAAACUCCGAAAUCACCUUGCAACUUCACGAAACUCGUCGGAAAUUGGAAACGGAAGAAUGCUUGUGCAAGCAGCUACGCAACACUCAACAACUGCUUCUAGCGGCUGUUCUGCAAAUCAAAGAGAAUCGGAAAAUAGAUCCCGUCGACUGUGUCCAUUUAAUGCACUUAAUUCGAGGUUCACUCGCUGGUGGCACUGCCUGAUGGAAUUCUUGACUAAAGAUCAGCUACUAAAAUACGAAUCUAUAAUAAAUCAAAUACAAGAGGAGCAUCAAAAAACAACCGAAUUAAGACGCGAAAUCGACCAUGAAACUAACAAAUUGGUGAUUGUCCGUUUAUGUGAAGCCAAACCAGCUCUCAAAAUGUGCCACGUCAAUGUCAAGGUUUUUACGGAUAUUGUAGAGCUUUUUCACUUGUACAAUGAUGAACUAAACUCCAAUAUAUCCGAGUUUGUCCGCUGCGAAAAUUGCAAGUUUUAUUUGGUUGAGGUAUUGAUUGUCAACGCUUUGCAAAGAAAGAUUCGAAAUUUUGAUUGGUACUUGAAUGUAACACUUAACAGUUCCAGUGGCGCGUUUAGUAAAUCUAUUAGUUUAACCAAUAAAAGCUUCCCCCUUUUGGAAGUUUUACCAGUUGAUGAAAAUAUUGUGGAAUGCGAAAUAGUUGUGACUUUGUUUUUACCAUCCAAUGAUCAUAUAUUACAUAUUAAUUUGGAAACUGUUCUCAUUGACAUCUCUUACCACUCGGAAAUUUUCAAAAGAAAGACUGGAAUGUCGCUGCCGAAAAAAAUGCUAGAGCUUACAAAGAGUCAUAACACUGGCACGAAUAUUGCUGAAAUUCGCAAACCACUUUUGUUAGAAUGCAAUUGGUUGACCGACAUUGAUGACUCCGGCUUUAUCGAGCUCUUUUUGAAAAAUUGUUACCACAAAAUAGGUUUAGAAAUAUUUUCUGACCUGAAGAACAAUCCUGAAAAUGAUUUUGUCAUUCGGUUUUCUACUGGGGUCAAUAAGCAUAGCAUCACAUUUUCCCGAAAUACAAACAGUAUUAUAAUUAAAAGUAAUGCUGUGGACUUGCUUAGGUGGAAAAAGUAUUUUCGCGUUAGAGAUGAAACUUUUCGUAACUUGGAUAGUACAAAAAUUGUCAAAGAGAUUGAGAGCAUAGCAUCAGACCUCAUGAGGGAGAAGUCCGUUUCUGACUCUCGACGUCUCUAUCUAGACGUCCGAAGGCUCUGGUCCAGAUUACCAAUAUAAAAGUGUAUUCAAGGAGCAAUAGGAGGUUGCGCGCACGUCGAUAAUUAUCAAAGAAAUAAGCGGGCCGGGCUCGAUUGAAGAGGGUUCCACUGACGAGGCGAUCCUCGACUGUGAGUUCGACGCGCAAAACGAAGACGACGUCGUCGUCAAAUGGUUCUAUAACGGCUUG
Messenger RNA from Cylas formicarius (sweet potato weevil), 3731 nucleotides. Its product is annotated as myosin-9-like. Bases 36 to 2519 code for a protein of 827 amino acids. The transcript has 18 exons. Lineage: Eukaryota; Metazoa; Arthropoda; Insecta; Coleoptera; Brentidae. The record is from RefSeq and is a predicted model, not a curated record.